CCUAGAUCUGGGUGACGGUUCAGAGAUGCGUGACUCUUGACUCGGUCCAUGGACUUGCCCAUCUUGACCAUCACAUCUCAUUGCUCACCUUUGCGCGACUCGAAUAUAGCGCGCAGCUCCUGGACAUCUCGGCGACCAAAUCACACUCCUCGUCAAAGCUGCACGGACGGUGAAGAACGGGGUUCAUGCGCUUCGCACAGGCUCUCCUGCGACCGAGGCUCAAGACUGGAGGUGCAAAUACACAAGAGGCGCUGCCCUCCUCAAAGUUCAGAGCCUUUAUCCGGCCUGCGCGCGCCAACGUCGCGCUCCGUCUUCCUUCCCAAAAUUCUGUCAGGAAUCUUCGGGAGAAGCAAAGGAGCCCCUUUGCCGCCUGCGUGCUUCGAACCGCGGUAACGAUGCCAAGGCUGGAGCGAUCCUCUUCACUCGCUCUUGGCCUUUCAUCGCAGGAGGACGCUAUAGUCGCGCUCUUGGCCGACACGUGUCGAUGGAUCGAGCAGACUCAACCGCAGAUAGAGCCUGCGGCUGGGGUCGAGCCUGUGCACAUCGAGUACUACGAGGGAUGGAGGUGCGAGGCGAGAAUAGCUGGAGGUUGGGUCAGAGAUAAGCUCAUAUCACAGCCUUCCUCGGAUCUGGACGUCUCGCUGUCCAGCUUGACUGGUCACACCUAUGCCCUGCUGCUAUCGCAGUACCUUCGAUCAGCCGACUUCGCCUCUUCGCAGCUAGCGCAACAUCCUGUCUUCAAUGCUGAUGCUGGGGGUUCAUCGAAACAGCCUUGGCUUGGGUCUAUCACUCGCAUAGAGGCGAAUCCUGAGCAGAGCAAGAAUCUGGAGACGGCUACUGCUGUGCUCGCCGGUCUUAGUUUGGACUUUGUGAACCUCAGAAAGGAAGUGUAUGAUGGCGAGACUCGCAUACCAACAAUGACCUUCGGAACGCCCCUCGAAGACGCUACUCGCCGAGAUACCACGAUCAAUUCCCUCUUCUACAAUGUCCACACCAGGGAGGUGGAAGACUUGACAGGCAUGGGCAUAAAUGACUUGCAAGAGGGAAUCAUUCGCACGCCGCUAGAAGCUCUUCAGACCUUCACGGACGACCCAUUGCGCAUUUUGCGCUGCGUGAGGUUUGCAGCCAGAUUGGGAUAUCGAUUGGAUGACGGUAUCUGGGAUUGCCUGGAGAGUGAGCAAGGGGAGGGUGUUAGAGCGGCUUUGAGGGACAAGGUUAGCAGGGAAAGAGUGGGAAUAGAGGUUGACAAGAUGCUAGCAGGCGCCGAUCCUCACCGCGCGAUCCACCUGUUGCACGCCCUUGGUCUGUACCCACUCGUCUUCCUGUGGCCGUUGUCCGAACCCUUAAAGCAGCUUCCACCGGGCUCUACCACGGUCAAUGCAGACGCGCUUGGCGGCGAGGCGACCGUACAGCCUGCUCAGACAGCAUUACUAGCCUCCUACAUACUCGAUGGCUUCUACCGACUUGUCUUGCCAGACGCUCCGCCCACUCUUCAUUUCGAGGACCGAAGGACAGUCCUAAACUCGGCGGGGCUUGACUACUUCUUUGGCGCAUAUCUUCAUGUUCGAGAAACAGGGCUUCUUGCUCCUUUGAAAGACAAGGAGCAGCGAAGGCGGCUGUUCCUAGCUGCUGCACUUCUCCCUCUCCGACACGUCGCCGCGCAUGAACGGUUAGAAAAGUGGUGUUGGGCUGGAGAGCAUGUGAUACACAACGGGCUCAAGCUAGGCAAGACUUCGACGCGCGAGCCACUAGCUGCCUUGUACCGAGCUGCGGAUAUCCUGGAACAACCAGAGCUGAACAAGCUAGUUGUGGAUCAUCAAGAUUCCUUCGUCCGAUGGAUACCUCACUUCUCACCACGAGGAGUAGCGCAGCUGCACUGGAAAGCCAUAGCAGGUCUUCUGCUGAAUCGCCAGCCAGCGAUCACGGACUCCCGCAUAGGAGUCAAUUUGCCAUCUUCGCUUUUGAUCACCAUGGUCUUUGAUGUUGCACAGCGCUUGUAUUCUGCGCUAUCUGGCCCGAGUGACGUUGCGGUCGGCUUGAAGAAUUCUGAAACUUCAGCGCCGUCGAUCUUUGACUCCGAAGCCGCGCUAAACGCCUUAUUUUGCGCUCCACGAGAGUACAUCUAUUUCUGGCAUCUCGUUGUCGACGAAUGGCAACUACUUCCACGCGCAGAGGAGCGUCCACGCCUCGACGGAGUUCAGAUCAAAGAAGCAAUAGGUGUGGCUCCAGCAAUCCUCACUGGUCGUAUUCAAUGUGCCAUACUCGCGUGGCAAUUUCUCAGAGACGCUCCGCCAGCCGCAUCGGAUCCAUCCUACCCAUCAUGGUUGGCAAAAGAGCAGGAAAAAUGCUCCAAAUGGUUGAGUGAGGAGUGGCAGGAGGGACGCAUUGUGCCGCCAGAGGAAAGGGUGUUUGUGCCUCCGCCCAAGGAGGGGAGCAAAAAAGCCAAGAGUGCACAAAAAGGACAGCCAUCGGCGCAGACCAAGGGCGCGUCGAAGCCUGCGAAGAAACAGAAGAGCCAGGAAUAGAUGAUGGGGCGAAGGGCCCUUUACUAUCCUCAAGUGUCGAGAUUUGUGUGCGCAGAGAAUUGGGCGUGACGCUGGAGCUCUCUCUGCAUCAUUUUGAAGGGACGGCCCGAGCGUCUACAUUCAGAAUCACGUAAAUCUGUGUGAGGACCUUACCCAAUUUGGUGUUGAUCAACAGAUCAGCACCACCAAAUAUCUAUCCUGCAGCGGGAGUGCGUGCGAGAAAGGACGGGCGCCGACAACUUGCCCAAGCGUGCAUUUGUACCUUUUUCGAGAAGCGUACUUGCCCUUGGCCAACAAAGCGAAAGCUACAACGGAAAGCUGCAUGUUGCUGGGACGCGAGGUUCAAUGCGCCGAGCGUCGGACAGGAGGUGCGCGAGGUGAUAAAGGAGCUAGAGGUGAAGAGGC
Molecule: messenger RNA, 2930 nt
Organism: Ceraceosorus guamensis
Lineage: Eukaryota; Fungi; Basidiomycota; Exobasidiomycetes; Ceraceosorales; Ceraceosoraceae
Exons: 7
Coding region: 396-2525 (709 amino acids)
Biological process (GO): tRNA 3'-terminal CCA addition
Molecular function (GO): ATP:3'-cytidine-cytidine-tRNA adenylyltransferase activity; RNA binding
Source: RefSeq, a predicted model, not a curated record